ACUUGUUUUUUUACACAACAUGAGUAUAAAUAAUACUUGCUAAUUAGUUUUGUAACGGAAACUGGGCGAACUCGCACUUUUUCCUCUUGCAUGCACAUUUGUGUGAAGCUCCAAUGGCUGUGUUUGUGGAGAAAUUUGGACGAAGAGAGGAAUUUCAGUCAUUCCCAAACAUUGAGAAAAACAUGAGCUACGCUAAUGUCGAGGUAGUCGACAGCGCUGGUCCUGUGAGUCAAGUAAACUACACCAACACCGGAGAAGUAGUUGUCGACCACAUUGUGCAAAGUGAUAAUGAAGGUUAUGCCAACAUAAGCAAUUACAAUAAUGUGGACAAUAAUACAGAGGUGACGAGAGACGAGAAUGCGGCGAUGAUAGAUUAUGAGAAUUUGGGAUCAUGGAGAAAUCGAGACUCAAAUGAAAUUACAUCAGUCCCUGAGCAAGAAGUAAGGACAGGGAAUAAUAAUGUGGCGGCGUCCCCCGAGAGCACAGGAGGAGCAGGAAUUUUUGCCCCAGCUGAACAAAAGGACAAACCUGGUUCAAAAAUGUUGUUUGAAAUUGAGGACGUUCCUCCGUGGUACCUCACCAUCUUUUUGGGCUUCCAGCACUAUUUGAUGAUGGCAGGAGCAACGCUGAGCAUCCCACUCGUCCUAAUGCCAAAAAUGUGCAUGCCAAAGGAUGAUCCUGACCUGGGCAACAUAAUCUCGACCUAUCUCUUUGUCUCCGGAAUGGUCACCAUUCUCCAAACUACGUUCGGCAUUCGACUCCCUGUAAUCCAAGGUGGAAGUUUUGCAUUCAUUCUGUCCGCACUCUCUAUUCUGGAUGGAGAACGGUGGAAAUGUGAACUUCACCCAGAAGAAGAUUCCGAUCCUACAGAAAAAUGGCAGGCAAGGAUGCGUGAGGUCCAGGGAGCAAUUAUCAUGGCCUCAUUUUUUCAAAUGUUCCUUGGAUUCUUUGGGGUUUUCGGGUACAUCAUGCAGCGAAUUACGCCCAUAACGUUGGCGUCCUCAGUGAUAACGAUUGGCCUGUCUCUAUUUAAUGCAACAACUCGCUUCGCAGCGGAGGACUGGAUCAUGUCCACCCUCACCAUUGUCCUCGUUGUCCUGUUCUCACAAUAUCUUCGUCAAGUGAAGAUUCCAAUCCCCUUUACCGUCAACGCCAAAAAGACUGGACCCUUUAGGUACCCAAUGUUCCAGUUGUUUCCUGUGCUCCUUGCCAUUGUCUGCAUGUGGGCGUUGUGUGGCGUUCUCUCAGUCUCGGGAGUCUACUCACCUGGACAUCCUUCUCACACCGGGGUCAAGUGGAACAUUGUGACCAACUCCGAAUAUUUCAGGGUUCCAUAUCCAUUCCAGUGGGGCAUUCCCACCUUCAGCCCGAGUUCAGGCCUGGGUUUCCUAUCUGCUGUUUUUGCUGGGGUGGUGGAGUCCUUGGGGGAAUAUCGGGCCAUUUCAAGAAUUGUGCGUGCUCCACCUCCGCAGAAGCAUGCGAUAAAUCGAGGCGUGUUCAUGGAGGGCGUGGGAUGCUUUUUAAUGGGCCUUUUUGGAACUGGGAAUGGGACGACGUCGUACAGUGAAAAUACAGGGGCACUCAGCAUUACAAAAGUGGGGUCACGACGUGUCAUUCAAACGGCAGGGUUUCUCAUGAUGGUUUUCAGCAUGUUUUCUUUUCUGGGAGCUUUUUUUAUGUCGCUUCCAAAUCCAAUUAUUGGAGGAAUUUUAUGUGUAACUUUCUCCAUGAUUGUGGCAAUUGGAAUCUCCAACUUGCAAAAUGUAGAUUUGACAUCCACCAGAAAUAUCUUCAUUGUUGGAUUCUCUGUAUUUUUUGGAUUGGCUAUGUCCAAAUGGAUGGAGGAUGGGAGCAAUCAACGCUUAAUCAACACGGGAAACAUUGAGUUGGACAAUACUAUUCGCAUUUUUCUCAGCACUGGAAUGUUCCUAGCCGCCGUGAUAAGCUUCUUCCUAGACAAUACUAUCGGAGGUACGGACGAGGAACGUGGCAUCGUCAAAAUGAAGACACCCUUGCGCCGAAAGGGCGACAACAUCAGUAGUCGAGCUGGUCCACCGCUGGGGGAAGUGUAUGAGAUUGAUGCCCUACAAGACGAGGAAGGUGUCGAGGGUGUGGUGGACCUGGACAUACCCCAAGACACCACUUACGACCUCCCCUUCGGGAUGAAAUUUCUCCAAAAGUAUUCCCGAAUUUCGUCUCUCUUCCCAAUUUCACCUACGUUUCAAGGCUUCUCAACUUGGAGGCUCUUUUCUAAACGCCGUCAGGAUUUCCCCAUCGGAAUGAAAACGUCAUAAAUUCAUACUUCACAUAUAAACAACUUUUUUACUUCUUUUACUUUGGUAUAUUUUACACAUUCCUAAAAAUAAAGUUUGUUAUGAAUGCAAAAAUG
Molecule: messenger RNA, 2389 nt
Organism: Folsomia candida
Lineage: Eukaryota; Metazoa; Arthropoda; Collembola; Entomobryomorpha; Isotomidae
Product: solute carrier family 23 member 1
Exons: 14
Coding region: 114-2294 (726 amino acids)
Biological process (GO): transmembrane transport
Cellular component (GO): membrane
Molecular function (GO): transmembrane transporter activity
Source: RefSeq, a predicted model, not a curated record